AGAGUUUCUUGGAAAUUCUUUUGCUCACUCCAAAACAUUCUCAAUGGCAACGCCAUUCCUCACCACGUCCACCACUUUGUCCCUUUCUCUUUCAACCCAUCUCCACCGUCUUUCCAGUUCCUUAUCCUCUACUUGUUUCCCUUUUAAGCCAAACCUCCACAGAGUCCGUAGAAGCCCAUCACUUCUUGCUUCCUAUGGAAACCCACACUUAUUUAACCACGAAGAUCAUCAUUCCACCUAUAAAUCAUUGCUAUCCACCAGAAUUCUUGGACCCAAAUCCAAUUUCUUGCAAAUGGGUCCUUCAGAAACUAGCUGUAGCAGAGAAAUUUUAGUCAAAUCCUCUGCAUCAGACAGUAGUAACACUGUCAUCUCCACUCUAUCUCAAAAAGUGUUUGGGGUUUUGCACUUGGUUGUUUCGCUUGGGAUAGUUCUGGCAAUGGAUAAGUUCUUGAAACAAGCUUUUGUGGCUGCUGCUAUAAAGUUCCCCAGUGCAUUAUUCGGAAUGUUUUGUAUAUUUUCUGUUUUGGUCAUACUUGAUACUACUAUCCCUGCUGCUGCAACAAGCUUGAUGAACUUUUUUGAGCCAGCCCUCAUGUUCAUUCAGAGAUGGCUUCCACUGUUUUAUGUUCCAGCUUUGGUGGUUCUGCCACUUUCUGUUAGAGAUAUUCCUGCUGCUUCAGGCCUCAAGAUAUGCUUCAUCAUAGCUGGAGGAUGGUUAGCUUCUCUUUGUGUUGCGGGUUUUACAGCUAUUGCCAUUAGGAAAAUUGUGAAUACAGAAAUGGUAGAUGCUGAGCCUAUGGCAAAACCUUCCUCAUUUGCUCCUAUAGAAUUUUGGACUUGGGGUGGUAUCUUUCUUGCAUCAUUUGUUAGUGCAAUUUUUUAUCCCACAGCAUUAGGGACAACUGCUCGAACAUGCCUUCCCUUCCUACUUGCUUCCACUGUGCUAGGCUACAUGGUUGGUUCGGGGUUGCCAUCUGCUGUGAAAAAAGUUCUUCAUCCGAUUAUUUGCUGUGCACUCUCAGCAGAUCUUGCAGCAGUGGCUUUUGGGUACAUUUCACAGUCGGGAGUUGAUGCGGUAUUAGGAGAUUACCUUACAAAGGUGUCAUCUAAUCCUGGAGCUGGUGAUGUUCUCAUGGGAUUUUUGGGCUCUGUCAUUCUUUCUUUUGCUUUCUCAAUGUUCAAACAAAGAAAGCUUGUCAAGAGACAUGCAGCUGAGAUUUUCAUAUCAAUCAUCUUGUCAAGUUUGUUUUCUUUGUAUUCAACUGCUCUUGUUGGACGUCUUGUUGGAUUAGAACCAAGUCUGACAGUUUCAAUUCUACCGAGAUGUAUAACUGUGGCAUUAGCUCUCAGCAUUGUUUCCCUUUUUGAAGGCGCCAAUUCAUCUCUCACAGCUGCAGCAGUUGUAGUGACUGGUCUAAUUGGUGCAAAUUUCGUGCAAGCAACACUUGACAAAUUACGUUUUCGUGAUCCUAUUGCUCGAGGAAUAGCGACUGCAUCUAGUGCCCAUGGAUUGGGAACAGCUGCAUUAUCAGCCAAGGAGCCUGAAGCCCUUCCAUUUUGUGCCAUUGCUUAUGGUCUCACUGGUAUAUUUGGCUCAUUGUUUUGCUCAGUACCGGUAAUCAGACAAAGCUUGCUCGCAAUCGUCGGCUGACACUACCGGUUGUAACAAUUCUGCACACUUGCUUGUCCCCGUCAGAUUGAUUAUAUUAUACAGCAUUAGGUCAACUCUAAACAAUGAUGCUGCAAAUAUUUCAUCAUAUCAUUAUUUGUGUUUUGAAUAUCGUUUUAUAAAAUGCUCUUUAUUUUCUUACCA
Messenger RNA from Gossypium raimondii (Peruvian cotton), 1813 nucleotides. RefSeq names its product plastidal glycolate/glycerate translocator 1, chloroplastic. The transcript is spliced from 8 exons. The coding region runs from base 44 to 1651 and encodes 535 amino acids. NCBI's taxonomy places the organism in Eukaryota, Viridiplantae, Streptophyta, Magnoliopsida, Malvales, Malvaceae. The record is from RefSeq and is a predicted model, not a curated record.